Molecule: messenger RNA, 5124 nt
Organism: Pocillopora meandrina
Lineage: Eukaryota; Metazoa; Cnidaria; Anthozoa; Scleractinia; Pocilloporidae
Source: the annotation of a GenBank genome assembly
CGAUUUGUGGCCGAAAGUUGUCGAGGAAACAAAGACUCGAAACUCACUUGAGUUGUGUUCAUGGCAAAGGUGAGAAAUAACACAAGCCAAUCACAGUUUUGAAUGCGACUACAAAUUGUCUUUUACCCUCACAUUUAUAAAAGAAGGAUACCACAUUAGGAAGUAAAAGAGAUACAUAGAUGAUCCCAGUGUACCAGUGCCUAAAUCUACAAAGGUUGACCGUAGCAAGCGUUCAGCAACACGUUCCAACACCGCCAUCUCGAUUCCUCAGUCAGUCGUUUCCACUGAACUUAAAGCAGUGGUGACAACAGAGUAGAGUGCGUCUUACAAAGGAGAAACAUUUGUUCAAGAGACAGAAGUAACUAUAUGCGAUUAUAGAGGUGUGUUGGAACUCUAGUCCAAAAAUAGUUAUGCAUUGUCCGAAGUAUAGAACAAUUUUGUUGAUAGCUGACAGACAGAGAAGAACAACAGGUAAACUUAAGAGCUGUUAUUAUUGAAGUGUGACUUGCACUUUUCAUUUGUAUAUAAAGAAGGACUUGUAUUUUGCACCAAAAAUAAAAAGAUGUAAUAUUUUUUGGGAGAUCCAGUGAUUGAGACAUUUAAGAAAUUAAGUUAUGAAAGGAAACUUGGUAUGUACUUCUCACUACUAACAAGUCUUGUUGACAAAUAUUUUCAGAUCAGAGUUUCAAAUAAAGUAAAUUGAAGACGUCAUUUAAAAGGUGUUUUUUCUCAAAGGGAACAUUGACUACCUCUGUCUUGUCUGCAUGCCAAAUGUUUGCAAAGUGUGUGGAUGAUCCACAAGUAUUGGAACUCUUACAAAAAUGUUUUGCAAGAAUAAAAACAGCAAAGUAAAUUACAGCAAUUAGUCCCGAAAACAGAGCACAAAACUGAAAAAAAAAAAACAGCAACAACAAUCAUGAAAAAAGAAAGAUUAAUGUAGGUGUUGAAUUUGUUUGUCUAAGGCAUGAAAUUUCUACUAAAAUUAAUGUCAACAAAAAGUCUCUGACAGUGUUUGAGGCAACUGAGCUUGACUGUUCCAAGUUUUUCUAACAAAGGCAACCAGUAAUGUAGGUUAGGGAAGUAACUGAUGUUCAUAACUAACAAAGUUCUUUAAGUGUAGAUAACAAUGUAAUUAUUGUUAAUUAUUGUGUACCAAGGAACAGCUAAUGAAUGUUUGAUUUUGGCACAUCAGUGAACAUGAGACAUUAAUUUGCAUCACAAAAAAAUAUUUUAUGAUCAUGGAAUCCAAGAGUCCUUUGAGGUUAGAAAGCAAAUCUGUGACAGAGUACAUUGGAUUAAUUGGCAAUUUCCAUUUAACAUAAUUGAUUGCUGGUUCAUGAGAAAAUCCAUAUCAAUGAUUUACUAAAACUUAGUUUGAUUAAUAAAUUUCAUGAUCUUUAAGUUAUAAACAUAUACAUGUAUGUAUAUCUCUUGGUAAGUUUUGUAUAGCAUACCUUUUAUUGAGCCAAAGUUUUAAGCCUCUGAAAUUACUCCUUUUUUUAAAACCUUCACAUUCAAGGUAUUGAGAAUUUCUUAGAAUUUAUGUGGAACUCAGGGUAUUUAAAUUGCCUCAAAUUAAAUUCCCAGAAAUUCCCAAGAAUUCCACCCUUCUUAAAUUUUAGGUAGUUUGUAUAGCUGAGAAUUCCUAGGAAUUCCUUGGAAUUCCAAGUCCUAACAAAACUGGAGUCUUCCUUUCCCAGAAAUUCCCUGUAAUUCCAAGCUUUUUAGAUCAGAGUUAAUUUGCAUGAAUGAAUGAAUGAACGUAUUUAUAUACCGCACAUAUCACAUACUGUCUCAAGGCGGUUUACAAUUCUAAUUGAGUGAGAUCGAACGUCAGCUUGUAAAUAGUUGGGAAUUUUUGAGAAUUCCUAGGAAUUCUCAGAAAACUGGGAAUUCAGUUUGCAAGGGUCAUUUGCAUAAUUGGGAAUUUUUGAGAAUUCCUAGGAAUUCCCAGAAAACUGGGAAUUCAGUUUGCAAGGGUAACGUAAGUUCUGCAUGUACUUAAAACAACUAGCAAAGACUGUUAGAAUGAUUGGCUGAAAAGAUAUUGACUUGGGAAUGGAAAGAAAAGUUCAUGAAAAUAAUGGAUCUUUUGUUGGUUUAUUUUCAGGGCAAUAAUGACCCAUACAUCAGUUCCUACAGAUCAAAGGGAAGUAUUAGGAAUAUCAGAUACACUGGUGAGUAUGAUAUCACUCAUGGUCGGCAUGGACAGUAAUAGUUAUUUUGUUUAAGAAUCUGAGACUGCUGGCAGUCUCUUUUUAUCUUGUUUUGGACCAAUUGGAUUUGAAACAACAAGCCUGGUCCAAAGGAAAACAUUGAUAAAAUGUUUCAUUUUAUCAAUAGUUUGAUACUGCUGGCAGUCUUGUUUACUCUUGCUUUGCAUUAAGCUCUUGGUGAGAAGAGACUUCACUUAACAUACACAAUUCUGGCCCCAAAGAACACAUUAAUAAGUUUUGUUUUAUCAAGAGUCUGAGACUGCUGUCAGUCUCUUUCUCUCUUUGCUUGGACCAAGCUCUUGGUGAGAAGAUAUUUUCACUCGCCAAUGACAAGUCUCAUCCCAAAGGAAACAUUUAAUAAGAAGUUUUGUUUCAUUAAGAGUUCGAGAGUGCGGGCAGUCUCUUAUCCUCUUGGCUUGUACCAACUGAGCUCUUGAUGAGAAGAGAUUCACAUGAGACAAAGGCAAGAAAAAAGAGAGUUCUUGUCCAGAUGAUAACUAUUUGUGAAUUACCGUAGAAGUCCUCUCUAGUUGUAAAAUAUUAUAAGAAGAUAAACUGGCUUUUAGUCGUUUUCAAGAAUCUUAAUAUUUUCUGAGAUGGAUGGAGUAGCAAAGCGUUACAUAAGUAUGACUAAUUACUUCUUUUCCUUCAGCAAAGUAGGAAUAAAAGAAAUAAGUAUUCCUCACAAGCUCCAUUUUGAUUUAAAUUGGCUGGCUUUGCUGAGAUGAGUUUACUCUGUGACCCCUAUGAGUGACUAGCAACUUAUUUUAUCCCUAAAAUUAUGUCAUCCCUGAAUGAACAACAAUAUCUUUAUAGACAUAAAGUAUGAAGUUGCUCUUACAAUAUUCAUGAUAGAAUCUGUUAUAAUUCUCUAGAUUCGUUUAUCGGUGGGACUUGAAGAUACUCAGGAUUUGAUUGAGGACUUGGAUCAGGCCCUCAAACAAGCGGUAAAUUGAAUCGACUUGUACAAAAUAAUGAAAUAAAUGUAAAAUCAAUUAAAGACUGGAGCUGAAUACAGUGUUUACCUACCCAAGAAGACCUGAAUAUUGUUCAUAUUGUUGACUGGAAAGAAUUAAUUGACCUCUACCCCACUGGAGCUUUUCAGUGCCAAUGUAAACAAAGAGUAGUAUAAACAUUCCAAAUUGUAAACAUAACUCAAUUAAAAUCCCAACAAGCUAUCUGCACAAACUAGCUGACUAUCUUCAGUGUGCAACCACCACUUUUAACCUAGCAGCAACCAAAAAGAAAUCCAUGGAGUACCAAUUUUAUAGCCCUGAGCAUGGAACUAAGCAAUUCCAAGCCCAUUCUCAGAAAUGAUUGACUUGUAACUUCUCCUAACAACAUUAAUACAAAGCACAACAAACAGGUGAUAAGAACAGACAAGCUUAUUGGUCAGAAGGCAUUAUCUGGAUCUAACACCAAAUUCUCUUAAAUGAUUCACAAGGAAAUAUAUGGUAGCCUGAAAACGAGAAUUGUGAAUCAAAUCUUUGAAGGCUUACCUAAUAGUAGGAACAACCAGUACUAUGCAAUAUUAUUUGAGGGUGACUAAAACUCACUUUCAUGGGCAAUUAUUAUAAUGCUGUAAUGUACCUUUGUCACUAAUUUCUCUGAUAUGUGAUAAUUCAAAGUUUUGACUAUUGUUUCACACACAAAAGUUGUGCACAAUUGCAAGAUGUGUUGGAUGAGCCAUGUGUUUGAGCACAUAAAUCCAUGAACCUUUCCUUAGACCCGUCACGUUAUCAAAAUAGCCCACUAUUGCCAGACACUUGUAACAUCUCUUGCUCUCCAUGUGAAUGUAAAAGCUUACAUUGUCAAACAUUAUCACAUGUGUUUGACUCUGAACAUCCCUAACAUAUCUUUUGAGGAAAAAUGGAAAAUGAAAGGAAAAAGAAAGAUAAAACAAAAGGAGUAGAUAUAACCAUUGCACUUGGUACAUAGAGCGCCAGGAGUAGCGAUGUUUUGUAUAAAAUUACGUUUGAUGCUCUUUCAAUUCAUGUACCUGUUCUAUUUGCAUUUUAAAAUUUCUUGCCCUGUCCCUGGCCUGUCAAUUAACCAGUGUACAACUCUGUUCCUUUUUUUCACAAUUUCGGCAUCAACAUGAGCUGUUCAUUUUUACACCACUUUGCAGUUUUGCUGCAAAUUAUACACUACAACUAUAUACGGUAGCUGUAGGUACAUGCAGUCACAGACUGUUUUAUUUAAUUAAUGCUCUCCAACUGUGCACAAAUUAUAUUCAACUUUACUAAAAAUCUAAGUUUGUUAUUACUGAAUGCAUAAUGUGAAAACUUUCUCUGCAGGUGCCAGAUUCUCUUUUGUAGGGAAACAAAAUACAACCCAUGAUGAAAUUUGAAAACAGCAAAGGUAAUUAUGUUCUGAAGGUGAUGAACACACCCUUUUGGUAAAUUAACCAUUAAGAAAUUGUCUUAUAUUGUUGUCAAAUAAUUUAAGCGUAGAACGUGCACAAGCUGGGAUCAUGUUGGAGGGGAAAUUCACUGGGUUUGUUUGUUAGCAGCAAUGAGCCACUGAACGGUUCAAAAACAGGAUAGGCUUUGUAAGAUAGAGUAUUAUUUUUUGUUAAGAGCUAACUGUUGAAAUGUCAGCUUUAAAAACUUGUUAUUAAUGCCAAUUUAAAUCAUCAACUCACUUGAUGAAACCAAAUUAUCUGCAUAUACUAACACCUGUGUUUGUAAAUCUGAAAUAGAAAUAAUUAUUUUAUUCAUUUUGGAUCGAUAUGAAGAAGUUGCCAGUGAGUCUCUCUUUCAGGAAGUUCUUGAACUUUUUGUCUAAAAAAAUAUUUUAUUGUAAUAAAUAACUGCAAAACAACAUGAUUAUUAUUUGGUGUAUUUUCUCCUUUAGGUUUUUAAAGCCGCCUGGGAAUUUGGAAUCUGAUAUUUAAACUAAAUAAAAU